This is a messenger RNA of Prorocentrum cordatum, 357 nucleotides long. The record is from the annotation of a GenBank genome assembly. NCBI's taxonomy places the organism in Eukaryota, Dinophyceae, Prorocentrales, Prorocentraceae.
GCCGUGGGCGCCUUCGGCGUGGAGGGCGUGCCGCUGCUGCCCUGCAACCGGCUGGUGCACGUGCUGCUGGCCCACUUCGGGCCGCAGUGCCUGAAGGUCGCCCAGAAGGUCUGCGGGCAGCUCCUGGAGCCCAUCCUGCGCGGCAAGGCCGCGAGGGCGGCCUCCGCCGACGAGGAGGUCCAGGCGCACCCGCUCACGCUGCAGGAGGUGGUGCUGUGGGCGCGCCGCGUGCGCGACUGCACCCUGGCGACGUGGGAGGAGCAGUUCAAGAAGUACGACAAAGACGGCAGCGGAACCAUGGACAUGGCCGAGCUCCAGUCGCUGAUCCAGGACACGGGCUUCACCGUGUUGGAGGAG